Messenger RNA from Anoplophora glabripennis (Asian longhorned beetle), 2642 nucleotides. It is a transcript of the gene wfs1, whose product is annotated as wolframin. The record is from RefSeq and is a predicted model, not a curated record. Gene Ontology annotation, biological process: endoplasmic reticulum unfolded protein response; calcium ion homeostasis. Gene Ontology annotation, molecular function: protein binding. The transcript has 4 exons. The coding region runs from base 71 to 2629 and encodes 852 amino acids. Gene Ontology annotation, cellular component: endoplasmic reticulum membrane. Lineage: Eukaryota; Metazoa; Arthropoda; Insecta; Coleoptera; Cerambycidae.
GAAUAAUAUAAUGACAGUAAUUGACAUGUAAAUUCUUGUUUAUUUAUUUAAAGUAAUGUGUUUAUGAAUCAUGGCCGGUGUUGUACCAAAGAAGUCAACAUCUGGGCGAAAACAGUGGACAUUACACGCUGGCUCCAAGAGCUCCCUUAAACGAUUGAGAAGUCAAUUAGCUUCGGAUGGAUGUCCGGAAUCUCAAGUAGUUCUUGCAAAACAAUUAUUGGAUGAACCUUGCGAAUUUGAAUCGGAGAAAAAAGAAAACGCUAGAUUAGGUGUGUACUGGUUAAUAAAAGCAUCUGAACAGGGAAAUACUGAGGCAACCAACUUGUUAAAAACAUGCUUAGAGACUGGAAAGGGAAUUACAGAACACAAUUAUAUGGAUGUGAAAUCGUGCAUCUCUAUGACCCAGGAUGAGAAACUGGCGAGAAAGGCAGCUAGAGAAAUGUUUGCCAGUUUGUCUAAUGGAGGGGACUAUAUCACCUCCGAUCAACUGCAAAGAAAAAUCCUGUCUAUAGACAAAGGAGAGACCUGUUCUAAAUCGACGGAAACAAGCGACAUUGACCACCUGAAUACCCCAAACGGUGAUGUAAUGAAUGACUUUGAUGAUAUGAGUGAUUCAAGUGAAGACAUCGAUUGGUCACAAAAGUCCGACUUGAAUAACGAGAAGCUAACUGAGGACCAUUUAGUGUCUGCUGCCGUCGACUACUCUCAUGGACACCUCCCGAUCGUUAACAGGAUGUUGUGCUUGUCCGACCCGAAUUUAAGAGCUUUAGAUCAUAUCCCGUUUGUACAUAGGUCUAUACUGCAUCCACUGUUAGCUUUAAAAAUACUAUACAUUAGGUUGAUUAAGUUCUUGGGGCAUAAAACCUUGUCGCUUUUCUUUCCUUUGUCCAUGUCGGAACUGCAGCUGCUGAUAUUAAUGUUCGUGUACGUUUUUGUAAAUUCGGAUAACGUUUUAUAUUUCCUUCCGAUGGGUCUGUACUACGCUUCCUUCGUCGUUAUGUUUUGCACCACUUUUCAGAUGCUGCAAAAUCAGAGAGCUUUUAUAGACUUCCGAUUGUGGUCCGGGUUGUUUAUUUGUUAUUCCGGCGGGUGUUUGAAUGCCGAGGAAAUGGAGCAUCAGUAUAUACGUAAUAACUUACGGCCCUAUGGACAUUUCUUUUUAGCUUUACUGAUAAAUUUGGUCGUCUACCCAGUCAUUUCCGAGCAGUGGAUCCCUCAGUCCGAACUAACUAUAGUGGCGUUUCUAUUAACUUUUAUGACUCUGCUAGGAUUCAUGCCUAAAAGUCGAUCGAAAACAGUAUUCGACACCUUAGUAUUAUUCAGUUUUGCUGUGAACGUUCUCGCGAAAUAUCCCUACGAAACAGACCCUGUCGUAGCACAAGGCUGGAGAUUUUUAGAGCUGAAAGUUCCCACGUUUCCCAGUUACGUAAUCGGUAACGGCAUAGAGUUUUGCAUCACAUUCAAAUUCAUCCUCUACGCUUGUAUUCCUUUGCUCUUUUUAAGAAUAGCUUCGAGACAAAACUGGAAGGGCACUUACCAGACGUUGAUACCGCACUGUGUGACGCUGAGCUGGCUACAGAUUUGUAUUAUAAGCUCCCAGGGCGCGACGAUGUUUGGGUUUUUACGGGGGACCUUAGCCUUGGUCGGAUUCGUCCUUUUCCUGCCUUUGGUAGGGCUUACGAGCGUUAUCUUGCCGGUCGUAGCGCUUACAAAGUGGAUCGUCACCUCGAAUUUUAUAUAUACCAUAUGCAUUUUCGUCAUACUGAGUGUGAUUGGAAUAGGUAUUUGUUACGUGUGUGCGUUGACGCGUUACAGAAAAUACACUGCCGUUAUACAGAUUGUUCUUAUGCUGUUUGCGUUUAUCGUGCUUAUAAACUCGACGAGCCGCGAACACGAUACUGAAUACUACGUGAAAAAUAAAGCCCCUCAGAUAAUGACUUGGGAGGUGUUUCAAAAGUUUUGUCACCAGCCGAUUUGGCAGGAAGAAAACGUAGCUUUGUCGCAAAUGAAAUGUGCCGAGUUGGAAGGUAGUUACAUCCACUGGAACGGUUAUAUAAACGAAAUUAAAGUAAAAUCCAUCUCUAAUAUGUACAAGAAUAUAUUCGACAAGUUUCCAAAGAACUUCAGGGACUAUUUGUACUGUGUUUACGGUGAUGGAAUCGAAUCGGAAUGCAAAAACGUGCCAGAUAUUGUCAAAGAAGACUGCAUUUCUUUUUACGAUACCAUUAAAUCGGUUAACAGGUGUACGUUACACAAGUACAAUGCGUACACCUUCGAGAUCAGUUUAAAAAUGCAGUCUGGUAUAUGGGGUAAAGCCACGGAAGUAAAUCUGGUAACUUCCGAUUACUUCAGACCGUUUAUUCUUAAAUUGAAACCCACCGAUCACAUUUGGUUUAAGGGUGUACUUUUCAACAACGAAGUUGAGGGUUCCGAUGGGAUUCUAGGCGGUCUCAAACCGCACGUUAAUUUAGAAGAAUUAGGGUGUAUCUCUUGUCAGAAUAAUAUGCUCACUGAAAUGAAAACUAUUAGUCAAUCUAAAUUUAAUGUCCGUAAUGCCUUGGACUCUUUGUAUGUAGGUUUUAAGUUUGUUCUAAAUGUGUUAUUUAAUCCCAUUGUAGUUUUUAAAUAAAUUGUUGUGAUAU